AUGGAUUUAUAUGGUAAUAUUUGUGAACUAGAUAUAACUUUUGGAUUUGAUGAAGUUUAUCAUGUAUUAGAUGAAUUAAUUAUUGAUGGAUAUAUUCAAGAGGGUUCUAAAAAGGAAGUCUUGGAAAGAGUUAAUCAACAAGAUGAGUUAGAGAAUAAAGAUGAAUUUGAGAAGAUAUUGCACCACGAAUACAAACAAACAACUAUGUUUAGAAAUCAAGCAAAGGAUAGUAGAGAAUCACCUAUAAAGAAAAGCCCUAGUCUUAUUGAAAAACGACAACAAUUAGAUUCAGCUUUAGCAUCAGGAAAACCAUUAUCAAAAGAAGUAGCAGAAGAUGAAAAUCUACAAAAAGACUUUUUAUAUGAUCAAAGUAUUCAAGAUGAAUUUGAAAUAGAUGAUGAAUAUAGUGCAUUAUCAGGAAUAAAUGAUCCAAAAAUAUUAAUAAUUACAUCAAGAAAUCCAAGUGUUAAAUUAUUACAAUUUUCAAAAAAAGAAAUAAAUUUAAAGUUUCCAAAUAGUUUAAAAUUAAAUCGUGGUAAUUAUAUUAUAAAUGAUUUGGUUAAAACUUAA
Lodderomyces pseudojiufengensis is the source of this 570-nucleotide messenger RNA. RefSeq lists its product as uncharacterized. Gene Ontology annotation, biological process: rRNA processing. NCBI's taxonomy places the organism in Eukaryota, Fungi, Ascomycota, Pichiomycetes, Serinales, Debaryomycetaceae. Gene Ontology annotation, cellular component: small-subunit processome; Mpp10 complex; nucleolus. Gene Ontology annotation, molecular function: rRNA primary transcript binding; snoRNA binding. The transcript has 2 exons. Bases 1 to 570 code for a protein of 189 amino acids. The record is from RefSeq and is a predicted model, not a curated record.